AUGCCUCACGCUCGUCAUGGGUUUUGUAAUUACCACAUAAAGGGUAACAUGCGUUCGCAAUUCAAAAAAACUAAACAUAUUGAAGGUCUAUUUUGGAGGGCUGCUAAGGCAUAUCGUCUCACGAACUUUCAAGCUGCUAUGAGUAGAAUUGCUAGAGUCAAUCCCGCCGCAGCAGCUUAUUUGACUGACAUUGGGUAUGACAGAUGGGCACGUGCCCACUUUGGAGGAUGGCGGUAUAAUAUUAUGACGACCAAUAUUGCUGAGUCUUUCAAUGCUUUGACACGGACUGCUUGCGCUUUGCCUAUCACUAUAUUGGUAGAGUUUCUUCGAAGCACGUUGCAACAUUGGUUUUUCAAUAGACGAAACAUGGCUGGUGAGAGAUCUCACCCGUUAACACCAUGGGCUGAAGACAAGCUUGCUCGACAUGUGUUCAAAUCUGCCAACAUGGUUGUUAAACCAAUCAACAUGCAACAAUAUGAAGUUCAUGAUUCAUGA
This is a messenger RNA of Mangifera indica (mango), 495 nucleotides long. RefSeq lists its product as uncharacterized. The record is from RefSeq and is a predicted model, not a curated record. The transcript is spliced from 2 exons. The coding region runs from base 1 to 495 and encodes 164 amino acids. Lineage: Eukaryota; Viridiplantae; Streptophyta; Magnoliopsida; Sapindales; Anacardiaceae.